AUGGCCUCCACCUUCCAAGGCUUGGAUAUAUUAUCCCCCAAAGAUCAGCAUCUAUUCUCGACAUUCAGCCGUGGGACUCAUACGAAACCUCGUUUCUCACUAGUUCACGAAGCUUUUGAAGAUGUCGUCAAUAGGCAGCCGCACGACGUUGCCGUCGAGUAUGAUGGCGACACCCUUACUUAUGGACAACUCGACCGAGCGGCGAAUACGUUGGCGAACAAGCUAAUUCGGGAUGGACUACAGCCAAGACAGAUCGUAUGUAUACUGGCGCAGAGGUCUAUUAAUUUGGUUGUUGCUAUGCUUGCGGUUCUCAAAUGCGGCUGUCAGUAUGCGCCGCUUGAUGGUGGGGUAGUUCCAGAGACCGUACUUGGAUAUAUCCUGGUGAACACCCGGGCAAAAGUGGUGCUUUGUCUUGAGAAAUUUCGGGGCAAGGCUGAAAGAUGCAGCAACGGCGCGUCUGUUGUGGUUCUUGAGUCGGCAUUAGAGAAUAACUCUAAAGAGAUAGCGGGCAGACCGGGUGUUGAUAUCUCCCCGCUAGACGGGGCUUAUGUGAUAUAUACAUCAGGAACAACUGGAAUACCCAAAGGAGUGGACGUAAGUCAUCGGAAUGUCACGAAUUUAUUGUGCCUCUCGCCAGGGUCAUUAGGCAUUGACCGGGGUACCAAUGUACCUCAACUAUUAUCUAUUUCAUUUGACAUGGGCCAAUGGGAAAUUUUGGGAACACUAUUGAACGGCGGAACAUUACUGCUGCGGACUUCUGAAUGGUCAGCUGUUUUAAAAAGAGCACAUACUAUCAUUUCAACACCUUCUAUAUUAGCAACGAUCACGAGGGCGGAUUAUCCCAAUAUCCAGACUGUUGCUUUGGCCGGAGAACCAUGUCCCGCAAUGUUAGCAAACGAGUGGUCAGAACAUGUCACGCUUUAUAACUGUUGCGGGCCAACUGAAGUCACCAUUGUCAAUACUAUCAAGCAGCACAUACGGGGCGAAAAGCUCUGCAUAGGAAAGCCAGUGCCUAAUACUAACGUAUAUAUUUUGGACGAUGAUGAGAAUCCGCUCCCGAUGGGGAGUGUUGGUGUAAUGUGGGCCGCCGGUCGUUGUGUUUCCAGAGGCUAUGUCGACUCGCCAGAACUCAUGGCUAAGAAAUUCAAGUAUGACAAAUUCGAGACUGAUGGAUCCUUUAUGUUCAAUACUGGUGAUCUUGGGCGGUGGAAUGAAGAUGGAACUCUGGAGCAUCGUGGCCGAAUAGACCACCAAGUGAAAAUAAUGGGAUUUCGAGUAGAGCUUGAUGGAGUAUCUGCUGCCAUUGAGAAAGCUCCUGGCGUCACAAGAGGAUGUGCAAUACUUCACGAGAAAGUCUUAUGGGGAUUCUACUCGGGGUCAUCGGAUAUCAACGAACUAGCAGUGAAAGCUGUUGUCGAAAAGUAUCAACCAUAUUACGCAGUGCCUCAGAAAUGGGCCUCCAGAGUCACGUUGCCUCUUACACCAAACGGCAAGAUAGAUAGGAUGGCCCUACUUGCUUCAAUCACAAGACCUUUGACAGAUGACUACGCUAGCAAAGUGGAGGCAGUUGGAAUCUUAGAUUGUCCCAAAAAUGCUUUGAUGAAGAUAGCAUCCGGUAGCUCUUCACCUAUCUCUGACGCCGAGAAGUCGAGUCUGUCCCUUGUGCGAUACACACUUCCGGAAAAGAAGGGCCUUCAUGGCUGGAGGGCGCUUCGUCACCGAACAUUCUCGCUCUACCGAAGGUUAUUCUCGGUUGUCUUCAUUAUCAACCUGAUACUGUUAAUUGUGAUGCUAACAGAACGAGGAGGGCCGAAGUUGGAUCAUCUAGCCACAGCGAUAGCAGCAAACCUGGCUGCUUCAGUCUUGUUCCGCCAAGACUAUGUUAUCAACUUCUUAUUUACUAUCGCAUGCUCAGUCCCAACAUCAGCUCCUAUGUUUAUUCGACGGAACUGCGCUAAAAUAUACCACAUUGGUGGUCUUCACAGCGGUCUUGGUGUUGCAUCAACAUUCUGGCUGUUGGCUUUUACAAUUACCGCUACAAUCCGCGGAUCGUGCCCCGCUGCUCUCGUCGUUAGCUACGCACUUGUCGGAUUGCUCUGUAGCAUACUCGCGCUCGCCCAUCCAACCUACCGUGCUCAGUUCCACAACCACUUCGAGAUGGUGCACCGUUUUGCCGGCUGGCUAGCCCUGGCGCUCUUCUGGGUGCAGACCGUACUCUUCGCCUGGGAGAGAACGGGGAAAUCGCGUCUCGGCCACGCUCUGCUUCAUAGCCCUGGGAUCUGGCUCCUCACCAUCGCCACGGGCAGCAUCAUCAUCAACUGGGCCCGUCUCCGCAAAGUCACAGUAACGCCAGACGUGCUGUCUCCCCACGCGGUCCGUCUCUACUUCACGCACACAAACGCCGUCGUUGGCACCGCCGUCCGCAUCUCCGAGCGUCCCCUCCUCGAAUGGCACGCCUUUGCCACGAUCGCCAAGCCGAACUCGAAAGGCUUCUCGCUCCUCGUUUCCAACGCCGGCGACUGGACGUCCCGCCAGAUAAAACUCGCGCCAACCAAGCUUUGGGUGCGUGGAAUUCCCGCCUGUGGCGUGCUACGCAUCGCGCCUCUAUUUAAGUCCAUCGUGCUCGUAGCCACCGGCUCAGGGAUUGGGCCCUGCUUGCCAGUUAUCUACGCGAAGAAAGUGCCUGCGCGUAUUUUCUGGUCGACACCAUCUCCGGAAUCAAAUUUCGGGGCUGAGAUUAUAAGUGCGAUUCGGGAUGCGGAUGCGAGGGCUGUGAUUCAUGAUACGAAGACGAAGGGGCGCCCGAAUAUGGUGGAGAUUAGCUAUCGGCUGUUGAGGGAGAGUGAUGCGGAGGCGGUGUGUGUUAUUAGCAAUAAGAAGUUGACGAGAAUGAUCGUUUAUGCUAUGGAGAGUAGGGGGAUCCCGGCGUAUGGGGCGAUUUGGGAUUCUUGA
Molecule: messenger RNA, 2952 nt
Organism: Lachnellula hyalina
Lineage: Eukaryota; Fungi; Ascomycota; Leotiomycetes; Helotiales; Lachnaceae
Product: Adenylate-forming reductase
Exons: 8
Coding region: 1-2952 (983 amino acids)
Source: RefSeq, a predicted model, not a curated record